AUGCUUUCUUCCAAGACCGCGGCCUUUGCGGGCCUCAUGGCUUUUAACGCUCUUUCUGGAGUUGCUGCCACCUACAACUAUGCUGUUGCCGAUCCCUAUGGUCUUCCUGAACCCGUUAUGAUUGACUUUGAUGAUGAUGGAGUUGUCGGUGGCCUCUACCGACCCAAUACCACGAGCCCUCUGUCCCGUAUCGGUGUCUACGUGAUGCACGCUGAGCAGGAUUACCUGAACUUCUCAGCCUGCCACGAGCUCCCCCGCCGCGGCUUUACUACCUUCUGCGCAAACAAUGAUGCCAGCAAGAGCGGCUACAUGACCGACAUCAACUUCGAAGAUAUGAUGACCAACGUCGGCCAGGGCAUGAGCUACUUGCGCAACCUGACUGAGAUCGACAAGGUUGUCAUCUUCGGCCACAGUGGUGGCGGCGCCAUGAUGACUGCCUACCAAAACAUCGCUGAGAACGGUGUCAAGGCUUGCAAUGGUCCCGAACGUAUCUACCCCUGCUCCGACGCCAUGGCCGACCUCCCUGCAGCCGACGGCCUUAUUCUCAUUGACGCCAACUACGGACUCUCCACCAUGGCUCUUCUGAGUCUCAAUCCCGCCAUCGUUGACGAGCACUCCGGUGCCAAGAUCGAUCAGUCACUAAACCUUUACAACCCCGCGAAUGGCUUCUCCGAGUCGGGCGCCAACUACACCCAGUCCUUCAAGAAAGCCUUCGAGAAGGGUGUCGUUGCUCGCAACAACCGUAUCCUGAAGCACGCCGAGUCUCGCCUGGCCGCUAUCAACAACGGCAGCGGCAUCUUCAGUGACGACGAGCCCUUCUACAUCGUCGACUCCAUGUACGUCGGCUUCAACAACAAGUUCUUCGCCCAGGACACCCGCUGGAUCCACCACACCACCCACCCCUGGCCUCUUCUUCACCGCAACGGAUCAAUCACCACGCAGAUUGUUCCCUCCGUUCGUGUACCCGCUAACUUCGAGAGCUUUGCCGACAACUUCGAGGGUGGCGCCCUCAAGACCACCAUCAAACGUUACCUCUCCACUCUGGCUAUUCGCGUCACCGACGACUUCGAGUACAAGGUGGAUGGUUUCGAGGGUAUUGUCUGGAACUCUAGUCAAACUGCUCCGCUCGGCAACAUCGGCGGUGUUACCGUGCCUUUGCUGAACAUGGGCAACACCGGCCACUACGAGUACCUGAACGCCGAGAAGCUCCACCUUGCCGCUGGUAGCAAGGAUGCUGAGAUUGCCUUCGUCGAGGGUGCUCAGCACACUAUUGUCACUUGCACUGAGUGUGAAACGUACCCCGGAGAGUAUGGUAACACUCUUUACACUGCUUACAACUACAUGGCGGAGUGGUUGAGCAAGGAGGGUCGCUUCUUGUAA
Aspergillus luchuensis is the source of this 1380-nucleotide messenger RNA. RefSeq lists its product as uncharacterized. The record is from RefSeq and is a predicted model, not a curated record. The transcript has a single exon. Lineage: Eukaryota; Fungi; Ascomycota; Eurotiomycetes; Eurotiales; Aspergillaceae. The coding region runs from base 1 to 1380 and encodes 459 amino acids.